Molecule: messenger RNA, 1049 nt
Organism: Sapajus apella (tufted capuchin)
Lineage: Eukaryota; Metazoa; Chordata; Mammalia; Primates; Cebidae
Gene: TRIM31
Product: tripartite motif containing 31
Molecular function (GO): zinc ion binding
Source: RefSeq, a predicted model, not a curated record
CCUGGGCUCCUACAGACUUGACACAGCUUCCUACAGUCUUGCAACAGCCCUGCUGCUCUGUCAUGGCCCAUGGGCAGUUCGUGAACAAACUGCAAGAGGAAGUGAUCUGUCCCAUCUGCCUGGACGUUCUGGAAAAACCUGUCACCAUCAACUGUGGGCACAAUUUCUGCCUCAAAUGCAUCACUCAGAGUGGGGAAGCAUCAUGCGAAUUUUUCAAAUGUCCUCUCUGCAAAACUUCUGUAAGGAAGAAUACAAUGAUGUCCAACUGACUGUUGGUGAAUCUGGUGGAGAAAAUCCAAGCUCUAGGUGCCUCUGAGGUGCAGUCCGAAAGGAAAAUGCCUACAUGCCCGAGGCACGAGGAGAUGUUCCAUUAUUUCUGUAAGGAUGAUGGGAAGUUCCUCUGUUUUGUGUGUCGUGAAUCCAAGGAUCACAAAUCUCAUAAUGCCAGCUUGAUCAAUGAAGCUGCCCAGAAUUAUCAGGGGCAGAGUCAAGCGCAGACCGAAGUCUUACAGCAAAAGGAGGAGACGGUACAAGCGAAGGCACAAGGCGAACAGAGCAUCCGUGUCUUCAGGAUAAGAAAAACUCCAUCCUCCCUGGCCCUCCCCAGGAGUGAAGGAUUUCAGUUUCUCAAGCCAACCCCUGUUCCUUUGGAGCUGGAGAGAAAACUCAGUGAAGCAAAAUCAAGAUACGACUCCAUCACAGAGAGCCUGAAACAAUGAAAAGAUCACCUGCAGGCUGAUAGGAAAAGAGAUGAAAACGGAUUCUUCAAAAGCAUAAAAAACGACAUGAAGAGCUGUAACCACCCGGGGGCCUCUUAUGCUGAGGUAUCUGAUUGCAGAGCCAGCUGUCAGAACACGAAGAGAUUUGACACUGAGGCUGUCCAAGGAGCUCCCUGUGGCACGGAGUGGCUGACAGCGAUCCUGGCCUGUUUUGUGAAGUUCCUUCAAGCCCCUGUAACACCGGAUGUAGCCUCAGCCCACUCAGGCUUCAUCCUUUCCCAGGAUUUAAAGACAGUGACACUGGACCUGGAAUCCCAGGGUGGUUUGUAG